Molecule: messenger RNA, 1453 nt
Organism: Aaosphaeria arxii CBS 175.79
Lineage: Eukaryota; Fungi; Ascomycota; Dothideomycetes; Pleosporales
Product: carbohydrate esterase family 1 protein
Exons: 1
Coding region: 89-1021 (310 amino acids)
Cellular component (GO): extracellular region
Molecular function (GO): hydrolase activity
Source: RefSeq, a predicted model, not a curated record
CCUCGUCGAAACGGACGUCUAUAAAUCCAAUGGCUCCGAGCACCUCGAGCAUUCAGAGGGGUCAUUUCAACACAGCAAUUCAAUAACUAUGUUGCUAUCAAAAGUGUAUGCUGUGCUCUUUGCUGCUGCUGCUUCAGCGCAGCAAUUAAGCUCUCAACUUACCCAGAUUAAAGACUUCGGUCCCAACCCUCGCAAUGUUUCCAUGUACAUUUACGUACCAAAGAACCUCACCGCAAAACCACCAAUCCUAGUCGUUCCCCAUUGGUGCCACGGAACUGCUCAGGAUGCUUUUAGGGGGAGGCCGUAUGCUUCACUUGGAGAUCAAUAUGGAUUCAUUUCCAUCUACCCUGAUUCUCCAAACAAAGCAGACCAAUGCUGGGACGUCAGCAGCAAGCAGUCUCUUACACACAAUGGUGGUGGAGAUGCGCUGGGCAUCGUAUCAAUGGUCCGCUGGGCUUUGGAGAAGUAUGGAGGAGAUAAGAAUCGAGUGUUCGUCACUGGAACGAGUUCAGGCGCGAUGAUGACGAACGUUCUGAUCGGUUCAUACCCGGACGUUUUUGCCGCCGGCAGUGCGUGGGCGGGUGUUCCUUUUGGAUGUUAUGCAGCAGAUGGAUUCGGUGUAUGGAGCGACGACUGUGCUAAGGGAAAGAUCAUCAAGAAUGGCACUGAGUGGGCAGCUAUAGUGAAGGCGGCGUAUCCGGGUUACAACAGUUUCAGGCCGAAGAUUCAGGUCUUCCACGGCACAAAAGACGAUAUUCUCUUUCCUCAAAACUUGAAAGAAGAGAUCAAGCAAUGGACGGCUGUCUUGGGUCUGAGUAGCACUCCAACUUCAACUACUCCGAAUACGCCACUCAAAGGAUGGACACGGUAUCGAUACGGAACAACAUUCGAAGCGUAUGAGGCCGAAGGCGUUACUCAUGACAUACCGAAUCAAGCAGAUGUUGUGAUGGAAUGGUUCGAUUUGAAAUGCAAAGGCACGGGCUGCUAUUCGAGGAAGUCUGGCUACAGGACCUCAGUGUGAUUAUAACUAAAGUGGGUGGCGAUAGGAAGAUUCAAUUAUACUGAUUUUAUGCCAAAUGACCGUACAUAUGAUUUCAUUGAUUGAGUGAUUCCUCUAUCAACAACUGGAUGAACACACGUCAAUCAUGAUUGGACGAAUUUCGCGUUACAUAUGCACGCGUUAGUGUAACGAUAUCCUCCUCAUCCCUCACUGAUCCGGUUCAACAACCCAAAUGUAGAUUGUCUGCAAAUUAGAAGGUUACCAUCUCAAGAGAAUGGAGCGUAUCAGGCUGUAUAGAGGUGUUAAUCGGUCCAGUGACGUUAAUAACUGUCCCACCAUGUUGAGCAUACCAGUGUUGAUGCGACUCAAGACUUGUAGCAACUCCUACAGAGCUCCUUGUCCAUGGUGAUGACCUAUCUCUAAAUCAAUGCAACAUGCGCUCUUUAUCCUUUA